Brassica rapa (field mustard) is the source of this 1022-nucleotide messenger RNA. Its product is annotated as josephin-like protein. NCBI's taxonomy places the organism in Eukaryota, Viridiplantae, Streptophyta, Magnoliopsida, Brassicales, Brassicaceae. The record is from RefSeq and is a predicted model, not a curated record.
UUGUAUUUGGCCCCUCCUGGAGUCAAAAAAUAACUUUUUCAGAUUGUUUUGGUGCACACAUGAGUGAAUAUCAAAAAAUAAUGAUACCAAAUGGUUGCUUCACAAGAAAUAACCUUUUUCUUCACUUAAACAAAGGGUUAUUCCCUAUGUGGACCGUAAAGAAAGAAUGAAAAAAUUAAACUAAACCUAGUCUUCUCUUUUUGCUAUUGCGCAUAGCUCUCUUUAGAAAAUUUGUAGAUCCACUUUAACUACAGUUCUUUGUAUUAUAGGAUCGGAAAGUUACACUCUUAGAAAUUAUUUAUGUGUUUAUGACUCGAGUGCUUAUCAUGGCCUAAGCGUAAUGAUGUUAUGAAUACAUCUAAUCGUGUCUUUUCACCUCUUUGCCUGAACUAUUAGCACUAUUUUUUUCAGCUUCAUGCCCUUAUAUCUCUCUCAGUAUCCUCAUAUUUUUUUCCCUGUAAACCUCUCUCACUCUCUCUUGUUAUGUCAGCUACUGGAACAAAACGAAUCAAUACAGAGACUACACCGGUUCAGAGAGAUGCCUCGGCUAAGCAGACCGCAACCAAGGGACCUUAUGGUGGUAAGAACCCCGGAUGCACAACGAGCUGCGGAUUGAGGUUACCAAGGAAAACAGAGGCCUCAGCAGCAAGAUGGAUUAAGCAUCUUGGCUGUAAAUUUGCAAAAGGUUUGCGUCUAGUGGUGAUGAGGAAGAAGAGAGAGUCUCCAGCGUCCAAGGUUUCUUCUUCUUCCUCCUCAGGGAGAUCUCAGCCGUCAAUCAUGCCAAUAAGCAAUGACAGUCAUAGAUCAGAGGCUAUAGAAGACUGCAUAGAGUUCAUCAACUCAUCAUCCUCCUUCACCAGAUCAAACUCUACUUCUUAGCAAGUUCCAUCUCUCCCGAAUCCGUUGUCACCGUUGUUCAUUGUCUAUAUCUAUUUGCUUAUUUAUGAGAAUCACAUGUAAUUGUCUACGUCUGUAUGUGACUUUCUGUUGAUGGAGUAAAGUAUAUAUGUGAUCAGUUAUCA